AUGUAUCUCAGAUAUUACGACUCUGCGGACGACCCGCACUGUAAGGGUUUCAUCGAUUUGGGCGAAGUAUUGUCUGUGGGCUAUAACUCAACUCAACCCAACUGUCAGUUCUUUGACUUCGUCGGACCUAUAAUUUUAUGGCACAAAGCAGUCAAACGGCGCAGGAAUGGGUCGAAAAAAUUCAGGCCUGCCUUCAGUGAACAACAGAUUGUUAAGAAAUGA
Messenger RNA from Oppiella nova, 222 nucleotides. The record is from the annotation of a GenBank genome assembly. NCBI's taxonomy places the organism in Eukaryota, Metazoa, Arthropoda, Arachnida, Sarcoptiformes, Oppiidae.